Seriola dumerili (greater amberjack) is the source of this 1638-nucleotide messenger RNA. RefSeq names its product general receptor for phosphoinositides 1 associated scaffold protein (gene tamalin). The transcript has 8 exons. Gene Ontology annotation, molecular function: protein binding. The record is from RefSeq and is a predicted model, not a curated record. NCBI's taxonomy places the organism in Eukaryota, Metazoa, Chordata, Actinopteri, Carangiformes, Carangidae. The coding region runs from base 145 to 1287 and encodes 380 amino acids.
UGGCUCCACGUUGAGGCUCACAGCUCGGUCAGCAUCCUGCCCCGCUGGUUUCACUCUCCGGAGGACAACCAGACAGUUUGUUAUUGUUUUUUUUUCUUUUAAUUUUAUUUUCAACAACUCUUAAGUCGCGCAUGUGAAGUCAACAUGACUUUCAGGAGGCUUAAGAAAGUGAACUCCAGCGGGCCAGAGACUGGACCCGCAUCUCAAGACAACGACAUUUAUUUCCCUUCGUCAAAGUCAGACAGCUGCAGGACCAUGGACUUACCGACCAACUCCUCGGAGGUUUACAACUACAAGACUCUGGCUUACUCUGGUGGGACGCUGCCCCGGAACUUCAAAAAGGGUGGUGGGCUGCAGAAGUGGAAACCCCUAACACAGUCACCAGAACCACAAAGGAAAGUGGUGGUUCUGGAGAAAAAAGAAGAAGAGGCGUUCGGCUUCGAGAUCCAGACUUACGGCCUCCACCAUCAGGACCAAAACUCGGUGGAGAUGUGUACAUUUGUUUGCAAGGUGCACGGUGACAGCCCGGCUCAGCAGGCAGGACUUAAAGUUGGGGACACCAUCGCAAGUGUGAACGAGGCCUCCGUGGAGGGAUUUCGUCAUAAAGAGAUCGUUCAGCUCAUCAGGGCCUGCGGUAACACAAUCAGGCUGGAGACGGUUUACAGUGACUCGAUCCGGAAAGCGGAGCUGGAGGCCCGGCUGCAGUAUCUGAAGCAAACUCUUCAUGAGAAGUGGGAUGAAUAUCGGUCGUUGAUGGUGCAAGAACAGAGGCUUGUUCAUGGUAUAGUAAUGAGUGAUGCUGCAGUGUACGAGUCCCUGGAGUCGGCAGGUGUGUACGGCAGCCUUGGCGCCCCCAGCCCCGCCGCUCAGAGAGCCUUGCGUGGCACCGGUAGCACCAGCAGCAGCGCCAGCUUUCUCAGCACAGCCACCGAGGACGACCCUCUCUACCAGACCUGCCUGUACCAAGCAGACGGCAGCGUGGACUCAGACUGCGGCAGUGCAGACAAAAAGAAAGACCAGCAGCAGCAGCAGCAGCCGCCGCACAGGCAACAACGUCUCCGACCGGCCAGCGAGCUCUUCACAACGGCCAAGACGCAUCUGACCCGCAGCGCCAGCACGCGUAGCUACAUGAGGGGGUCGUCGUCGUCGUCUUCUGCCUCUGGCGAGAAGCAGGGAGGAUUCAACUCGCUGCAGAGGAAGCCCAAACCGAAGAGCUUCCGCAGGCGCCUCCUCAAAUUCAUCCCGGGUCUGAAUCGUCCGUUGGAGGAGGAGGAGAGCAAACUGUGAGCUGUUCACCUAAACAGAUCCAAAGACUUAAAACAUCAGUGACUGUCAAACUAAACUGCCAAAGAAAACAGAGCAAGCAGUCCGGAAGAGUGAAGAAAUCGAGACCAAAGUGUAAAAGCUCUACAGUUGCACCUCUCCUUCUUUGAAUAGGUAGACCAAUGAACAUUUGGCUACAUUCAGUAGCCUUCAGUGUUUCACAGCUGUACAUAACUUUGUUUUCAUUUGUUUUCCUCUUUAAGUUAUUUAUUUAUUUUAACAUGUUUGGUAUAUGUACAGAAUGAAGCAUUUUUCAGUUUUUACUGCAUGCAAGACAUUUAUUUUGACAGCUGAAUAAAUGACCAUGAUCAUGAA